AUGGUGGUGCCUGGGGCCCUGGGGGGCCCUGCAGACCUGGGCCCUGUCGACGUCGAAUUCUCCUUCCCCAAGUUCUCCCGUCUGCGCCGAGGUCUCAAAGUCGAGGCUGUCAAAGGUCCCGUCCCAGCUGCCCCCACCCGCCGGCGCCUCCAGCUGCCUCGGCUGCGUGUCCGAGAAGUGGCCGAAGAGGCCCAGGUAGCCCGACUGGCCGCUGCAGCUCCUCCCCCGAGGAAGGCCAAAGCAGAGGCCGAGGUGGCUGCAGGAGCCCGAUUCACAGCUCCCCAGGUGGAGCUGGUUGGGCCUCGGCUGCCGGGUGCUGAGGUGGGUGUCCUCCAGGUCACAGCCCCCAAGGGGGAGGUGGCCCCUGCAGCAGAGGUAGUCAGCAGCUUUGCCCUCCGCUUGCCAGCCCUUGGGCUGGGAGCCCCAGCUGCACCUGCUGUGGAGCCUGCGGCUGGAGGGACCCAGGUCCCACGAGUGGAGCUGCCCACCUUGCCCUCGCUACCCACUCUGCCCACACUUCCCUGCCUGGAGACCCGGGAAGGGGCUGCGGCAGUGACGGUGCCCACCCUGGACGUGGCAGCGCCUACAGUGGAGGUGGACCUGGCCUUGCCUGGUGCAGAGGUGGAAGCCCGAGUAGAGGCGCCUGAGGUGGCCCUGAAGAUGCCCCGCCUCAGUUUCCCCCGCUUUGGGGCUCGAGCAAAAGAAGUUGCUGAGGCCAAUGUGGCCAAGGGCAGCCCUGAGGCCAGGGUGAAGGGGCCCAAACUUCGAAUGCCCAGCUUUGGGCUUUCUCUCCUGGAGCCCCGGCCCGCUGCCCCUGAAGCCAUUGAGAGCAAGCUGAAGCUGCCCACCGUCAAGAUGCCCUCCUUUGGCAUCGGCGUCUCGCCGCCUGAGGUCAAGGUGCCCAAGGGGCCUGAGGGGAAGCUCCCCAAGGCCCCAGACGCCAAGCUCCCCAAAGUGUCCGAGGCAGCCCUUCCAGAUGUGCGACUCCCAGAGGUGGAGCUCCCCAAAGUGUCAGAGAUGAAACUCCCAAAGGUGCCGGAGAUGGCCGUGCCAGAGGUGAGGCUUCCAGAGGUGCAGCUGCCGAAAGUACCCGAGAUGAGAUGCCCCGAAAUGAAACUCCCGAAGGUGCCCGAGAUGGCUGUGCCAGAGGUGCGACUCCCAGAGGUACAGCUGCCAAAAAUGAAAGUCCCCGAUGUGAAACUCCCCGAGAUGAAGCUCCCGAAGGUGCCCGAGAUGGCUGUGCCAGAGGUGCGACUCCCGGAGGUGCAGCUGCCAAAAGUCUCAGAGAUAAAACUCCCCAAGUUGCCCGAGAUAGUCGUGCCGGACGUGCACCUCCCGGAAGUGCAGCUGCCAAAGGUGUCGGAGAUGCGGCUGCCGGAAGUGGAGGCGCCAAAGGUCCCAGAUGUGCAUCUGCCGAAGGCAUCUGAGGUGAAGCUGCCCAAGGCUCCAGAGGUGCAGCUAAAAGCUGCCAGGGCAGAGGAAGCAGAGGGAGUGGAAUCUGGCUUCAGGAUGUCCAAGAUGACCAUGCCCAAGCUAGGGAGGGCAGAGUCCCCAUCUCGAGGCAAGCCAGAUGAGGCUAGUGCUGAGGUCUUGGGGAAGCUGGUGACACUUCCCUGUCUGAAGCCAGAGAUGGGCAGCGAGGCUCGUGUGGGUGUCCCCCCUCUCACACUGCCCUCAGUGGAACUAGACCUGCCCGGGGCCUUCGGCCUGGAGGGGCAGGUCCCAGCAGCAGACAUGGGCAAGGUGGAGCAGUCAGAAGCCCCUGGGGUGGUAGCAGGGGUCGGGGAAAUGGCCUUCUGGUUGCCCUCCGUUGAGAUUGUCACGCCACAGCUGCCCACAGUGGAGGUUGAGGAAGGGCAAGUAGAGGUGACGGAGGUGAAAGUCAAGCCUUCCUCCAAGUUCUCCCUGCCCAAGUUUGGACUCUCGGGGCCAAAGGUGACCAAGGCAGAGGCUGAGGGGGCUGGACGAGCCGCCAAGCUAAAGGUGUCCAAGUUUGCCAUCUCACUCCCCAAGGCUCGGGUGGGCACCGAGGCGGAGGCCAGAGGGACGGGGGAGGCAGGCCUGCUGCCCACCCUCGAUCUGUCCAUCCCACAGCUCAGCCUGGAUUCCCAUCUGCCCACAGGCAAGGUGGAGGCGGCAGGGACUGAUGCCAAGCUCAAGGGGCCCAGGUUCAGCCUGCCCAAGUUUGGGGUCAGAGGCCGGGACAGCGAGGCAGGAGAGCUAGUGCCAGGGGCGACUGAGUUGGAGGGCAAGAGCAGGGGUUGGGAUGCGAGGGUGAAGAUGCCCAAGCUGAAGAUGCCCUCCUUUGGGCUGGCUCGAGGGAAGGAAGCAGAAAUCCAGGGGGGGCGAGUCAGCCCUGGGGAAAAGCCAGAGUCCACGGCUGUGCAGCUUAAGAUCCCUGAGGUGGAAUUGGUCACUCUGGGGGCCCAGGAGGAAGGGCGAAUGUCCGCAACCAGGCAGGUGGGCACUGAGGGCCAGGAUGGGCGGCCGAGGGUGCCGCUGUGCAUCUCUCUGCCCCAGGUGGAGCUGCCCAGCUUUGGGGAGGCCGACCUGGGUGCCACCCCCGGGCAGCAGGCCAAGAAUGCACCUCCUCCAGCAGAGGGCACACCAGACUAUAGGAUCCACGUGCCUCAGGUGACCUUGUCUCUACCUGGAGCCCAGGUGGUGGGUGGUGAGCUGCUCGUGGCUGAGCGUGUCUUCAAGAUGCCCGCUGUGACAGUGCCCCAGCUUGAGCUGGAUGUGGGGCUGAGCCGAGAGGUGCAGGUGGGUGAGGCAGCCACAGGUGAGGGCGGGCUGAGGCUGAAGAUGCCCACGCUGGGGGCUAGAGAUGCGGCGGGGGGUGAGGGGCCUAGGGACCAGCCCCCAGGGGCCGAGUGCACCUUCCACCUCUCGCUGCCUGACGUGGAGCUCUCCCCGCCCGCUGUGGGCAGCCAUGCUGAAUACCAGGUGUCCGAGGGCGAGGGGGAUGCCGGACACAAGCUCAAGGUGCGGCUGCCCCGGUUCGGCCUGGCACGGGCCAAGGAGGGGGUUGAGGAGUCCGAGAAGGCCAAGAACCCAAAACUCAGGCUGCCCCGCGUGGGCUUCAGCCAGAGCGAGGCGGCCGGUGGGGAAGGCUCCCCCAGCCCCGAGGACGAGGAAGAGGAGGGCUGCGGGGAAGGGGCCUCCGGGCGCCGAGGCCGCGUCCGAGUCCGCUUGCCCCGUGUGGGCCUGGCUACCCCUUCCAAGGCCCCUCGGGGGCAGGAGGGCGAGGCGGCCCCCAAGUCACCUGGAGGGGAGAAGUCACCCAAGUUCCGCUUCCCCCGGGUGUCCCUAAGCCCCAAGGCCCAGGAGGAAGGUGGAUUCCGGGUCCGGCUGCCCAACGUGGGGUUUUCGGAGACGGGGCCUCCAGGCCCCACGAGGAUGGAGGGGGCUCAGGCUGCCGUCAUCUGA
Molecule: messenger RNA, 3429 nt
Organism: Lipotes vexillifer (Yangtze River dolphin)
Lineage: Eukaryota; Metazoa; Chordata; Mammalia; Artiodactyla; Lipotidae
Product: periaxin-like
Exons: 3
Coding region: 1-3429 (1142 amino acids)
Biological process (GO): regulation of RNA splicing; peripheral nervous system myelin maintenance
Cellular component (GO): nucleus; cytoplasm
Source: RefSeq, a predicted model, not a curated record